AUGAAAGCCGUGUACGUUCUUGCUAUUGCUCUGAGCCUUGCUGUGGCCACCCAGGCAGCACCUCAGUUCCUGUUGGGCACGCUCACCACCCUGUCGCAGACGAUCACCAACUUGGUGACGCAAAUCACGACCCUUCUGAACAAUGUGCUCGUCUCGGCCGGAUCAACCACCCAGUCCGUGCUGUCGUCGGUCGUUUCGAACGCACUGUCCACGCUGUUCGGAUUGGCCAACUCCACCAUCUCGCUGCUGGCCGUGCCACAGAGUGCACUGAGCACGGUUAACACUCUGCUGACCAAUGCGCUCAAUCAAAUUGCAACGGUCGUUGCCGGUGCCGGAACAACGCUAACCACUCUGGUGCCAGCCCUCGGCAAUGUGCAAACCAUUCUGUCCACGCUCGUUGCCAACCUGAGUGCGCUCAAUCUGACGGCCCUGGCGCCACUCCAGUCGACGCUGACCCAGCUGGCGACCACACUCGGCAACGCUGUGACUCAAAUUUCGGGUUAA
Molecule: messenger RNA, 504 nt
Organism: Anopheles maculipalpis
Lineage: Eukaryota; Metazoa; Arthropoda; Insecta; Diptera; Culicidae
Exons: 2
Coding region: 1-504 (167 amino acids)
Source: RefSeq, a predicted model, not a curated record